AUGUCAGUUGUACAAAGGAAGUGUGGAAAAUGUGAAAAAACUGUGUAUCCAGCCGAAGAAAUCAAGUGUCUUGAUAAAUUUUGGCAUAAAGGAUGUUUAAAAUGUACAGUAUGUGGGAUGACCCUUAAUGUGAAAAAUGUUAAAGGAUAUGAUAAAAUGCCUUAUUGUAAUGUACAUUAUCCUCAACCUAAACCAACUGUUGUCGUUGAUAAUCCCGAAAUGCAACGCAUUCGUGCACUGACAGACAUUCAAAGCAAUGCGAAAUAUCAUGAAGAUUUCAAUAAGAGUAAAGGAAAAUUUACAGCCAUAGCAGAUAAUCCCGAACUAACACGAGCGAAAGAACAUCAACGGAUUGUUAGUCAAGCGGAAUACACAGGCAAACGAAAAGAUAGCACAUCGCAAAUACUCGCACCAGAUCAACCACAACAAUCGCAUACGAUCAAUAUGAAUACUCGAACUUAUAAUCAAUCUGAACCAGCAGUAGGGCGUGUGGCCGAUUAUGAUCCGAUAAACGAUGAUCGUGGUUCAUUGGCACGCGGUUACGAACCAACUUCAAAAGCAAUGCAUGCAGCUAAAUAUGAAAACAAUCAUCGAGAUGUUCUUCAUAUGAAUACUAAAUCUGACAACGAAUCAAAUGGAAAUAAAAAUUCUUAUAAUCAAUACGAACAUGAACAGCAAAUUCCAACGAACAACAGCAACAACAACAAUAAUAAUAAUAAUCAAUUUUCACACGGUGAUGGACGAUCAGCACAAACGAAAGUUCGUGCACUUUAUUCUUACACAGCAGCCGAAUCGGAUGAAAUCAGCUUCAAUGAAGGUGAUACACUUAUUGAAUGUGAACAAAUUGAUGAUGGUUGGAUGUUGGGUCGAAAUCCCAAGACAGGUCAACAAGGUUUGCUCCCAUCAAACUAUGUGGAAAUUAUUCAAUGA
Molecule: messenger RNA, 930 nt
Organism: Adineta ricciae
Lineage: Eukaryota; Metazoa; Rotifera; Eurotatoria; Adinetida; Adinetidae
Source: the annotation of a GenBank genome assembly